AUGGAGGCCUCUAAACUUGGGUUUGGUGUGGUUAUCAGAAUGUCCGAUAAUGGUUCGGAUAGAAGAUGCAAUUUUAUGACAAUGAUAUGUGAAAGAAGUGGGAAAUAUAGAACUUCUCUCCAAAAAUUUAAAAGAGACGGCAUUGGGUCUAGAAAAUGUGACUAUCUGUUCAAGGUGCAUGGUUACAUGUUGGAAAAUAAAAACUGGAGAUUUAAUGUGAUAUGUUGUUUGUAUAACCAUGAUUUAUGUGAAAAAUUAGUCGGUCAUCCUAGUGUGUGUCGGCUCAUGCUGGAAGAGAAGGAAUAUGUUGCUGACAUGACCUUGAAUCUGGUUCAACUUAAAAAUAUACUUGUAACAUUGAAAUGGAAACGACCCAAAAAUAUAUCAAAUAUCAAGCAAGUGUAUAAGAUUUGGUACCGAACAUGUGAGGAUGGAGUUACUAUUAGAGAAAUAUUUUGGACUCAUCCUGAUUCCAUGAAGUUGUUCAACAUGUUUCAUACGGUGAUCAUACUUGAUUCAACCUACAAGACCAAGAAUUUUAGACUUCCAUUAUUGAAGAUGGUUGGUGUUACCUCAACUGAGAAGACAUAUGUUAUUGAGUUUUCAUUUCUUGAGUGUGAAAAGGAGGAAAACUUUACUUGGGCGUUAGAAGUGUGGCACACAUUGUUGAAGGAUCAAGGUGAGAUGCCUAAAGUGAUUGUUACCUACCACGAUACCACAUUGAUGAAUUUAGUUGCAAAGAAUGAAGAGGUGUAA
This is a messenger RNA of Lathyrus oleraceus (garden pea), 756 nucleotides long. RefSeq lists its product as uncharacterized. Lineage: Eukaryota; Viridiplantae; Streptophyta; Magnoliopsida; Fabales; Fabaceae. The coding region runs from base 1 to 756 and encodes 251 amino acids. The transcript is spliced from 3 exons. The record is from RefSeq and is a predicted model, not a curated record. Gene Ontology annotation, biological process: regulation of DNA-templated transcription.